Molecule: messenger RNA, 622 nt
Organism: Anopheles moucheti
Lineage: Eukaryota; Metazoa; Arthropoda; Insecta; Diptera; Culicidae
Exons: 2
Source: RefSeq, a predicted model, not a curated record
AUGGCUGUUGACGUAGAUUCGAAAUAUAUUAUUAACAUCUUUCCUUAUCUCGGAAAAAAUAAUGAACGUCCUGCGAAGGAGAGACUAGGAGAUUUUGUAGUCAAAAAAUUAGUAGAUCCGUACUUAAACAGAGGAAGAAACGUAACUUGUGAUAAUUUUUUCACUUCCUUAGAAUUAGCAAAGUUUUUGAAAUCCAAAAAAACUAGCUUAGUUGGCACAGUCAACAAGGCUAGAAGGGAAGUGCCGAUCUGCGUAAAGAACGCCAAAGAGAAACUUUACUUUACCAAAGCGUUCAAAAGCGACGACAUAACUCUUACAGUCUAUCAAGGAAACACUAAAAAAAAUGUCGUUUUACUGAGUUCAAUGCUUCGUGAUGUAAGAACUGGAAACGAUAAAAAAUCAAAGCCUGAAACUGUGUCUUUUUACAACUCGACCAAAUAUGGAGUCGAUGUGGUUGACCAAAUGUCGGGAAUCAAUGCUUGGGUCUUGUACAAAGAACUUACAAAAGAAAAGAUAUCUAGACGCGAAUUUCUUUUCAAACUAGGCGAAGAACUUGCCAAAGAGUACGUUGAAAAAAAGAGCGCCAACGCUAACUUGCCUGUGUCAGGUGCUGGAGGUUCUC